This is a messenger RNA of Tinamus guttatus (white-throated tinamou), 1003 nucleotides long. The record is from RefSeq and is a predicted model, not a curated record. Lineage: Eukaryota; Metazoa; Chordata; Aves; Tinamiformes; Tinamidae.
GAUUUAACCAGCUCCAUCCCUCAUGGAUCUGAAGGACAGCACCAGCGAGGGCAGCAUGGGCAGCCUGCAGCCUUCCAGCAUCCAGAUUUUUGCCAACACCUCCACGCUCCACGGGAUCCGUCACGUCUUCGUCUACGGGCCGGUGACCAUCCGGCGCCUGCUCUGGACCUUGGCCUUCGUGGGCUCCCUGGGCCUGCUCCUGGUGGAGAGCUCAGACCGGGUAGCUUUCUACUUCUCCUACCAGCACGUGACCAAAGUGGACGAGGUGGUGGCAAACAGCCUGGUCUUCCCUGCCGUCACCAUCUGUAACCUCAACGAGUUCCGCUUCUCCCGGCUCACUACCAACGACCUGUACCACGCUGGAGAGCUCCUGGCUUUGCUUGAUGUCAACCUGCAGAUCCCCAACCCCCACCUGGCUGACCCAGCUGUCUUAGCCAUUCUGCAGGAAAAGACCAACUUUAAGCAAUACAAACCGAAAGUUUUCAGCAUGCAGGAGUUCCUGGCACGGGUUGGCCAUGAUCUCAAGGAUAUGAUGCUCUACUGCAAAUUCAAAGGCCAAGAGUGUAGCCAUGAGGACUUCAAAACUCUGCCACUGGAUGGGAGUAACAUGAAUCAUCAAACACCACAGCUAUGUGGUUUGGCCAUGCAGGGGCACGGAGAAGCAUUGAACACGAUACUUGUCACCAUCCAGAGCUUGGACCAACCAUCCCAGGGAGGGAUGUCAGUAUGGCUAUUCCUACCAUAGGCAUUGCCCAGGAAGUGCCACCUACUCACUCAUUGCCCAUGAGAAGAGGACAGAGGUUCAGGAAUGACUGCAUGAGGAGGAGGAGGGCACACACAACACUGAAUGCCUCAUGAUCUCGUCAAGAAUCAUUUCACAGGAUGUGUGUUUCAAGGGAAGAACUUUAGACCCAAUUUUGGAUUUCAGACAGCCUUCGGAUGUCUGCUUUCCCUAUUCCCUGGAACAGAUGCCAUCUUAGGUUCUUUAAGAGUACAAAGUUAA